AUGUGUAGUCGAGUAUUGCCCGAGGCCCUUUAUAACUCGUUCACAAGAAAGAUCAGCGCUCGGGUUGAUCCGGCCAUUGUGAGAGCAGUCUGUGUCGAUCAUACGAAAAUUCUAGCGAAGGUCACAAUUCGCAGGCUACCUUCAGAAGGUGAAUUGUUAACGCGGGAAGAACAAGCUGGUUUUCACAAUGAUCACGUUCAUAACAUCUUCACGACUGAACAAAAUAUUAUGCCUCGUGGCACGCACCAACAGAGGACCAUUCGCCUGACCGUCGAGUUGAUGAAUCCGACUGACUCUUUUGGAGUGCAUUUCGAUGAACGGCGCUCAUCCCAAAUUCUUAAACAUCCUCAAAGUGACAUAUGGUGCGAGUUUUGGCUAUAG
Messenger RNA from Opisthorchis viverrini, 381 nucleotides. RefSeq lists its product as hypothetical. Bases 1 to 381 code for a protein of 126 amino acids. The transcript has a single exon. The record is from RefSeq and is a predicted model, not a curated record. NCBI's taxonomy places the organism in Eukaryota, Metazoa, Platyhelminthes, Trematoda, Opisthorchiida, Opisthorchiidae.